Pteropus alecto (black flying fox) is the source of this 1195-nucleotide messenger RNA. It is a transcript of the gene CX3CR1, whose product is annotated as C-X3-C motif chemokine receptor 1. Gene Ontology annotation, molecular function: C-X3-C chemokine receptor activity. The transcript has a single exon. Lineage: Eukaryota; Metazoa; Chordata; Mammalia; Chiroptera; Pteropodidae. Gene Ontology annotation, cellular component: membrane. Gene Ontology annotation, biological process: G protein-coupled receptor signaling pathway; cell adhesion; immune response. The record is from RefSeq and is a predicted model, not a curated record.
AUGGUGGGAAAUUUGCUGGUGGUGUUGGCCCUCACCCACAGCCAGAAACCCAAGAGUAUCACCGACAUCUACCUCCUGAACUUGGCCUUGUCCGAUCUGCUCUUUGUAGCCACCUUGCCUUUCUGGAUUCACUAUCUGAUAAGGGAACAUGGCUUUAACAACGCGGUGUGCAAACUCACUACUGCCUUCUUCUUCAUUGGUUUCUUUGGAGGCAUAUUCUUCAUCACCAUCAUCAGCAUCGAUAGGUACCGGGCCAUCGUCCUGGCCGCCAACUCCAUGAACAACCGGACAGCAUAGCAUGGCGUCACCAUCAGCUUAGGCAUCUGGGCAGCUGCCAUCUUGGUGUCAGCGCCCCAGUUCAUGUUCACCAAACAUGAGGAAAAUGUUCCGGAACUGAACUACCCUGAGGUCCUGCAGGAUAUCUGGCCUGUGCUCUGCAACAUGGAAGCGAAUAUUCUUGGCUUCCUGCUGCCCCUGCUCAUUAUGAGUUACUGUUACUUGAGAAUUAUCCAGACACUGUUUUCCUGCAAGAACCACAAGAAAGCUAAAGCCAUUAAACUCAUCUUUUUGGUGGUCAUCGUGUUUUUCUUCUUCUGGACACCCUAUCACAUUAUGGUUUUCUUAGAGACGCUCAGUCUCUAUAACUUCUUUCCCAAUUGUGACAUGAAGAGGCAUCUGAAAUUGGCCCUCAGUGUGACCGAGACGAUCGCAUUUACCCACUGUUGCCUCAACCCUUUCAUCUACGCAUUUGCUGGAGAGAAGUUCAGAAGAUAUCUUCACCAACUGUCAUUCCGUGCUGUCCUGUGUGGUCGUUCUGUCCCUGUCACUUUCUCCUCAUCUGAAUCACAAAGGAGCAGGCGGGAAAGUGUCUUGAGCAGCAAUAUAACUCACUGCACCACUGAUGGAGACGAGUCUAUGCCUCUCUGAAGACAGCCCUAAAGCCUUGUCCCUACAUAGAGCCUGGAGUUCCUGAGUCUGACACUGAAACAUGAGGACAGAUUUCCUUGUUUGUUUGUUUCUCAUAUGUAAGAAAUGAUGGACCCAGUGCCCCUAAAAUAACCCAAAGGUAUUUUAGAGAAUUGUGAUCAAAAUUUGAAUGAUGGAGGGGAGACAUGUGUUUUACUGCAAAAGUCAAGACUUUUUUGUUUACAAAUAACAAAAGUUCAACUCAGACUAGCUUAGCUAAAAGGUGGGU